Molecule: messenger RNA, 375 nt
Organism: Dictyostelium discoideum AX4
Lineage: Eukaryota; Evosea; Eumycetozoa; Dictyosteliales; Dictyosteliaceae
Gene: ndufa6
Product: NADH dehydrogenase ubiquinone 1 alpha subcomplex subunit 6
Exons: 2
Coding region: 1-375 (124 amino acids)
Cellular component (GO): mitochondrial inner membrane
Source: RefSeq, a predicted model, not a curated record
AUGUCAUCAAAUAUGCAAGCUAUGAAACAAAUGAGACCAGCAUUGGUUUCACUCACACAACAACAAGCACGUAGAAGAUGUUUCAAACUCUACAGAAAUUGCAUUAGAUCAAUUCCACAUUUAAUUCAACAUUACAAUCUUUCUUAUAAUAUGUCAGAAAUGAGAAAUAGAUUUAGAAGCAACUUUGUUGAAUUUGAAGAAGUUACUGAAAAGAAUCAAUUAGAUAGAUUAGCAUUCAUUGGUGAAACUGAACUUUUCGAUGCAAUGUCAUUAUUAAAAACUAGAAGUCACGUUGUAAAUUAUUUCGAUACUCAACCAGUUAAUGCCAAAACAAUCAGUGAAUCUGAAAAAUUAUUAAAUAAUUUCUUUGAAUAA